Podarcis raffonei (Aeolian wall lizard) is the source of this 4272-nucleotide messenger RNA. It is a transcript of the gene TMEM119, whose product is annotated as transmembrane protein 119. The record is from RefSeq and is a predicted model, not a curated record. Gene Ontology annotation, biological process: positive regulation of bone mineralization; positive regulation of osteoblast proliferation; positive regulation of osteoblast differentiation. Bases 295 to 1173 code for a protein of 292 amino acids. Lineage: Eukaryota; Metazoa; Chordata; Lepidosauria; Squamata; Lacertidae. Gene Ontology annotation, cellular component: plasma membrane. The transcript has 2 exons.
UUUAUCCAGCCUCUUUCCCUCUCCUUCCCUCCCAGCUUGGAGGGCGGCUGCCUGCGGGAGAAAGGGGGAGGGAAAGGAGAGCCGCAUGUGGGGGGCUGCCCUCCCCUUCCUUCCCUCCCUCCCUCCCUCCCUGUCCCCACAUGAAACCAGACUUAAUGCAAAAAAGCUGGCCAGGCACAGAAGCGGCCAAGCUCGGAGGAGGAAGGGGCUCGCUCAGCAGCAGAGCAGGCGGCCAGGGGGCCAGCAGAAGACGGCCAAGUUUCCUCUCCCAACCAGCCACAUCCAACCGCUGACAUGGCCAUCCUGAUGGACAUCUGCCGGCUUGUUAUGCUGCUGGUGCCCUUGUGUGCCUCAAGAUCCAUACACACAGCAGGGCUUGAAGACAACGGUGGCAGCGGAGAGAGCGAGGGGGCAUCCUCCAUCCCACCCCCUGCAAGCGUGACACUAGGUGCAAACCCCACCUUGAAUGACCUCAUUGUGAAUGGGACUUCAACAUCCCUCAACAUAUUGGACGGGAUUGUGGACUUCUUCCAGAAGUACAUGCUCUUGAUCAUUGUGGUCGGCUCCUUGGUCUUCCUCUUCCUUUUCAUUGUGUGUGCCGCCGUCAUCGUCCGGCAGAAACACAAGGCUUCGGCCUACUAUCCAUCAUCUUUUCCAAAGAAGAAGUAUGUGGACCAGAAUGACAAGUCAGGAGGGGCCAAGGCCUUCAGCGAAGUGCCAGAGAAGCUGUCUGAUGCCGACCAGGAAGAGCCCGCUGACUCCACCAAGCAGCUGCAGGCGGAUAUUUUAGCUGCUGCACAGAACCUCAAAUCCCCAGCCAAGGCUGUCACGAUGAACGGGGAGAGUGCCAAAAUGGAGGACAGGGCAACCAGUGUCAAGGAGGAAGGGACAAAGAUGAUGGAAGAGGCUGAGAAGGAAGAGAAAGCCACUCCAGAAGAACAGGAUGGUCCAGCAGAGGAGGCUGAGACUCCAGCCCUGCCAAACUCGGUAGAUGCGGAAAUCAAUGGUGAAGAUGUGAAGGAUCAACAGGUGGAAGAAGAAAAUCACCCAGCAUCUCCAGAAGAGCCCAAGGAAUCACCAGGGACUGAUAAUUCCACAGGACAAAUCUCAGAAAGUGAGGCAGAUGAGCCGGGGGCUUUACCCCCUGAUGGUACUUGCACCUCAGGAGACUAGGACACAGGGACUCCAUUGCUUGGCUUUCCACCCGUUGGCUAUCGUGUUGAAAAGCUGAUCAUACUGAACCUGUGAUGGCCUUUACUUUUACUCUGUGGGCAACACCAGGCCCUUCAGUAGAUGACGUUUCCCACCUCCAUUUUAGAGAUGCCCCAUUAGAAGUAGCAUACUGAGGUUUGCCUUAACAGUCUCUUCGUUGAAUGACUUAGCCACUCUCCUCUGACACAAGUACAAGGUGUUAUUUAGUUGGUGAGGAUGACUGGAGGAGAUCCACCACUGAGCGCUGACUGAGAUCCAAAUAUAGGACUGAAACCACUGUUGGGUUUAAACCUAUUUUGAAACGUUUUUGUGAAUAGAUAUGGUAGAACCUGUGGUUCAGGCCCAGUUCUGGAUGAGGUUUUUUUUUGCAGUCCCCAAUAAUAGUAGCUGCCUACCCAAUCCCCACUUUCCAGGUGAGUGCCUGGCUGCUCCAUAUUCUAUACUCUCCCUGGGAUCAGUAGCCCAUUCUGGUUUUCUGCCAAAGCUGAAUUUACACAGUGCUGAUUGGCUGGCCUUUUGGGUAAUCAUGAAGCCAAUCGCUCCUUUUGAAGCAAGGCUGUGCAACAUGCCCAUUGGCCAGCCUUUGGGUCAAUUACAAAGCCACCACACCCGCCUUUUUUGGAAGUAGGACUUAGCACAGGACUUAGAACUGAUUGGCCAGCCUUUCGUGUCAAUCACAAAGCCACCUCACUCUUACUUGGAGCCUUUUUUCAGGUGCUGAACAAAUUGUUGAUAAAAGAACAAUGCAUGAUGCUUAAAAAUGUGGCUGGCAAAAUUACAAUCUGGAUUCAAUCUGAAGCUGAGUAUAUGUGCCCUUUGAGGAGCGAAGGUGCAUGGGUGGAAGCAGAGCUCACCUCUUAGAAAAAAUCUCUGCCGCUGUUUACAAGUAGGUCCACCUGUGGCCUGACAAUCUUUGUUAGAGGUUCUUGGUCCAAGAUUCAGUCCUGAAAUUUCAGGGCAGCUCUGCUCCCCAGAUCUCUCCUGGAUAUUUUUUCGUGAUGUUAGGUUUUAAAUUUAACUCCCAUCCACGUGACACAGAAACCUCAGGUGGACUUGAUAAUGGAUGCCACUUCUGACACCAGCCAGGGAGACACCAUCUUUGACACCACAGAUGCCUUUGUGGUCAAUUUCAGUGCUCAAACAAUCCUACAGAAGAUCCUUGCUCAAGAGAAUGGGCUCGGAUCUGGGAUGUGCCCAGCUGAUUGACAUGCAUACUUAAAGUUUCACAAACAUCCAGGCAUUUAUAUUAUUACAAGAAUUUUGGGGUGGAAAGGACAUCCAUCAUGUGUGAGAGAAGCACACCAGAACUGGCCUUUCACGCCACUUGAACCCUGAAGCAUUUGUAUCAUCAGCAAAGGAUCUUAAGAUAAUUUUGAAUUUAUAAUAUCUGUGGAAACAGCAUAUAUUUGGGAAACUCAAAAAAUCUGCCUAAAAUGCCAGUAAUGUUGGCUGGACAUUUUUACUCUUUCUACCAGCUCUGACAGGGUUCGGGGGGAGGUAAACUAAUUUGUUUUAAAACUCACUUUUGUACUUUUGUGAAGGACUUUUGAGUGGCUUUGUUGUUUCCACUUGGGAUUCUGAGACGUUUUCUUCUCUGGCCUGCUCAGGAAAGAGAGGAAUACUUUUAGCGAACGUUACAGCUGGACCAAGAAACUCUUUAUCUUUACAUGUGACAAGCCUUGAAGAAUUUGAGCGAGGGUUUUAUUGGGGGACGACCAUUUUCGCCAAGCUUCUUCACAAAGGUUCUGAUAAUAUUUAUGACUGUGGCCAUUCCUCAGAACACAAGAUAAUAGGGAAGCCCUCUCUGAAGUCAACAAAAGCCAACAAAAAAACAUGGAUGGUUAUGCUCUCUUUAAGAACAGGGAUUUGUCAAUCCAGGCUGGUGGGCUGUGGCUGUGUGCCAUGGAGGGGCUUGGGGAACUAGGUGGGGAUCAUGGAAUUGUAAAGUUGGAAGGGACCCCCAAGGGCCAUCUAGUCCAACCCCCUGCAAUGCAUUAGUGAUGUUUGCCCUGCCCGCUUUCUGGCUGGCUGCGUCCAGCCUCCAUUUAAAUUUCCCAAUAUGCUUCCAAAUACCAGGUGCUGGAAGCCACCAAAGAGGCGUGUGCUCUUGCGAUCGUCUUCUAUCACACAAUACCACGCACACCAUUCUCCUGGGGUGCUGUGGAGAAUUAGAACCCUGGAGCCCCUUGCAUUCAAACCCAGGAGGACCCAACAACCCGGGUAGGCCCCCCCUCAUCCUUUCUUGUUCAACAAGCACCAGGGAUUGGGUGGUUUUUAGGUGAACAGCUUCCGGGAUCCCUUUGCGUGACCAGUGGGAGCAAAGGCAACAUGAGCGGCCAGAGGUCCUUGGCUGAUUAAGACUCUGGGGGUCAAGGGCUACAGGGCCUCAACCAGGAACCUUGGGCCUAGAGUUACCUGGGCAGAAAUAAUGAUUUAUCUGGAAGUGCCCGUUCUCUCUGAUGGAAAAAGCAACUCUCCCCUUCAGUGGUUAUGCCAUGUUCUGAAAAACAUUUUGCUUAAAACCACACAGGGUAAAGAAAGGCCAAGGCUACUUACUGCACGGAGUUUGGGGCCCUUUUGCAAAGCUCCUUUGGCAUUAAGUGUGGAAGGGGAAUGAUGACCAGUACAGGGAUUCCUAAGAAUGGCGUCUACCAAAGCUACUCUCUUGGACUCUUCCAUGGAAAAUGUUGGCAGGCUUCACAAAACAGUAUUCGGUCCCUGGGCAACCACCGCAGAAUAUCUGAAAUCAUUGCCAUCUCGUCCAGAAGUCACAGCAGCUGCCCAAAGAGAUUCAGAGAAAUAAACCAGAGGGGUUAUCUCUGCAUUUUUAUAAACUGAAACCUAACCAAUUACUUAAGAAAUAACCUGAAUAUUAAACAAAUUAAUUAAGUAAAGUUGCAGACUGCAAUGUAUAUUCCCUGCACCUCCUUCCACACCUUCUUUAAACCUUCAGUUACCCAUGCACACAAAUAUACAUUCCUAUGCAGAUCUAUGUUCCAUUUUUCAGUUAUUUGUUUUUUUCUGUGUGCUGCUCUGUGGUAAACUGCUUUUGAAACAGAA